This is a messenger RNA of Mesocricetus auratus (golden hamster), 8658 nucleotides long. It is a transcript of the gene Slc4a8, whose product is annotated as solute carrier family 4 member 8. Gene Ontology annotation, biological process: regulation of intracellular pH; monoatomic anion transport; bicarbonate transport. The coding region runs from base 183 to 3464 and encodes 1093 amino acids. Gene Ontology annotation, molecular function: monoatomic anion transmembrane transporter activity; sodium:bicarbonate symporter activity; solute:inorganic anion antiporter activity. Gene Ontology annotation, cellular component: plasma membrane. The transcript is spliced from 25 exons. The record is from RefSeq and is a predicted model, not a curated record. NCBI's taxonomy places the organism in Eukaryota, Metazoa, Chordata, Mammalia, Rodentia, Cricetidae.
UCUGAUUGGCUGCGGUGGGCGCCUCGCCGGCUGGUGGCUAUGCAGGUGGCGCCGGUGGAUGGUUGACCAUUGGCUUUAGGGUUGGGGUCGCCGCGUGUACGAUCGGCUCACACAGGACCAGAGGGCGCGGACUGCUGCAGCUCAACCUGGAACCCACCGGCGAACCCAGGCUCCGCCCGGCCAUGCCCGCCGGGAGCAACGAGCCGGACGGCGUCCUCAGCUAUCAGAGACCGGAUGAGGAAGCUGUGGUGGAUCAGGGUGGUACCAGCACCGUCCUCAACAUCCACUAUGAGAAGGAAGAGUUGGAAGGUCACAGAACUCUGUAUGUGGGGGUCCGGAUGCCACUGGGCAGGCAGAGCCAUCGGCACCACCGCACUCAUGGCCAGAAGCAUCGGAGACGAGGAGGGCGGGGCAAAGGAGCCAGCCAGGGCGAAGAGGGUCUGGAAGCCUCCGCCCAUGACACCCCAUCUCAGCGUGUUCAGUUCAUUCUUGGCACCGAGGAAGAUGAGGAGCACGUGCCUCAUGAGCUGUUCACAGAGCUGGAUGAGAUCUGUCUGAGAGAGGGCGAGGACGCUGAAUGGAAGGAGACAGCCAGGUGGCUGAAGUUUGAAGAGGACGUUGAAGAUGGGGGAGAGCGCUGGAGCAAGCCUUACGUGGCAACUCUUUCUCUGCACAGUCUGUUUGAGCUAAGGAGCUGCCUCAUCAAUGGCACUGUCCUUCUGGACAUGCGCGCAAGCAGCAUAGAAGAAAUUUCAGACCUGAUACUGGACCAGCAAGAACUGUUCAGUGACCUGGAUGACGGUAUGAGGGCUAAAGUGCGGGAAACCCUUCUCAAGAAACACCACCAUCAGAACGAGAGGCGGAGAAACAACCUGAUCCCCAUCGUCCGCUCCUUUGCCGAGGUUGGCAAGAAGCAAUCGGACCCGCAUUCCAUGGAUAAAGAUGGUCAGACUGUUUCUCCUCAGUCUGCCCCAGCGACGAACCUUGAGGUGAAAAAUGGAGUGAAUUGUGAACACAGUCCUGUGGAUCUAAGCAAGGUAGACCUUCAUUUCAUGAAGAAAAUCCCCACUGGGGCAGAGGCCUCCAAUGUCCUGGUUGGAGAGGUGGACGCUCUGGACCGGCCCAUCGUCGCCUUUGUGAGGCUCUCCCCGGCUGUGCUCCUCUCGGGUCUGACGGAAGUGCCCAUCCCAACAAGAUUUUUGUUUAUCUUACUGGGUCCAGUAGGAAAAGGCCAGCAGUACCAUGAGAUUGGCAGAUCCAUGGCCACCAUCAUGACGGACGAGAUUUUUCAUGAUGUGGCAUAUAAGGCAAAGGAACGAGAUGACCUUCUGGCAGGGAUCGAUGAGUUCCUGGACCAAGUAACGGUGCUCCCUCCAGGGGAGUGGGACCCUUCCAUUAGAAUUGAGCCACCCAAAAAUGUCCCUUCCCAGGAAAAACGGAAAAUGCCUGGAGUUCCAAAUGGAAACAUUUGCCACAUAGAACCAGAGCCACACGGGGGACACAGUGGGCCGGAACUUGAACGGACUGGGCGGCUGUUUGGGGGCUUGGUGCUGGACAUCAAACGGAAGGCUCCCUGGUACUGGAGUGACUACCGGGAUGCACUCAGCUUACAGUGUCUGGCCUCCUUUCUGUUCCUGUACUGUGCCUGCAUGUCGCCUGUUAUCACCUUUGGGGGACUGCUUGGAGAAGCCACUGAAGGACGUAUAAGUGCAAUUGAGUCCUUGUUUGGAGCGUCCAUGACGGGGAUCGCCUACUCCUUGUUUGCUGGGCAGCCCCUCACCAUCCUGGGCAGCACCGGCCCAGUGCUCGUGUUUGAGAAGAUCCUGUUCAAGUUCUGCAAGGACUACGCCCUCUCAUACCUCUCCCUGCGAGCCUGCAUCGGGCUGUGGACUGCCUUCCUGUGUAUUGUCCUUGUGGCCACUGAUGCCAGUUCCCUCGUCUGCUACAUCACUCGCUUCACAGAAGAAGCGUUUGCCUCCCUGAUUUGCAUUAUUUUCAUCUAUGAAGCAAUAGAAAAGCUGAUCCACCUGGCAGAGACCUACCCCAUCCACAUGCACAGCCAGCUGGACCACCUUAGCCUCUACUACUGCAGGUGCACACUCCCAGAGAAUCCAAACAACCACACUUUACAGUACUGGAAGGACCACAACAUUGUGACUACAGAAGUGAACUGGGCGAACCUGACUGUCAGUAAAUGCCAGGAGAUGCAUGGAGAGUUCGUGGGACCGGCGUGUGGUCAUCACGGACCCUACACUCCCGAUGUGCUCUUUUGGUCCUGUAUCCUCUUCUUCACCACCUUCAUCCUCUCAAGCACCUUAAAGACAUUUAAGACAAGCCGCUAUUUCCCGACCAGAGUGCGCUCCAUGGUGAGUGACUUUGCCGUCUUCCUCACCAUCUUCACGAUGGUGAUCGUUGACUUUUUGAUUGGAGUCCCAUCACCAAAGCUUCAGGUCCCCAGUGUGUUCAAGCCAACACGGGAUGAUCGAGGAUGGUUUAUCAGCCCCCUUGGCCCCAACCCCUGGUGGACUGUGCUAGCGGCAAUUAUCCCAGCUCUCCUGUGUACUAUCUUGAUAUUCAUGGACCAGCAGAUCACCGCUGUCAUCAUUAAUAGGAAGGAGCAUAAGCUCAAGAAAGGCUGUGGCUACCACCUGGACCUGCUGAUGGUGGCUGUCAUGCUGGGUGUUUGCUCCAUCAUGGGCCUGCCUUGGUUUGUGGCUGCAACCGUCCUGUCCAUCACACAUGUGAAUAGCCUCAAACUGGAGUCUGAGUGCUCUGCUCCGGGGGAACAGCCUAAGUUCUUAGGCAUCCGAGAGCAGAGAGUUACAGGCCUUAUGAUCUUUGUGCUGAUGGGCUGCUCAGUCUUCAUGACGACUGUCUUAAAGUUUAUCCCGAUGCCAGUGCUCUAUGGAGUUUUCCUCUACAUGGGAGUCUCUUCUCUACAAGGAAUCCAGUUCUUUGAUCGUCUGAAGCUCUUUGGGAUGCCUGCCAAACACCAACCGGAUUUCAUCUACCUGCGGCACGUGCCACUGCGCAAAGUGCACCUCUUCACCCUCAUCCAGCUCACCUGCCUUGUCCUGCUGUGGGUCAUCAAGGCUUCGCCCGCUGCCAUUGUUUUCCCGAUGAUGGUCCUGGCCUUGGUCUUCGUCAGGAAAGUCAUGGAUCUCUGCUUCUCUAAGCGUGAGCUGAGUUGGCUGGAUGACCUCAUGCCUGAAAGCAAAAAGAAGAAGCUGGAUGAUGCCAAGAAGAAGGCUAAGGAGGAGGAGGAGGCUGAGAAGAUGUUGGACAUAGGGGGUGAUAAGUUCCCCCUGGAGAGCAGAAAGUUGCUAAGUAGUCCUGGCAAAAAUAGCAGCUUCAGAUGUGACCCCUCUGAGAUUAAUAUAUCAGAUGAAAUGCCUAAAACCACAGUCUGGAAGGCUCUCAGUAUAAAUUCUGGAAACACGAAGGAAAAAAGCCUCUUCAACUGAGGGUCUGCUGAAGGUUUGGGCCAUGAGGAGCCUCAGACAAGCUCUGGCUUUCAAGAAAAUGGUGAGUCUCUCAGAGAAGAAGCCAGGCUCCGUCCUCGGUCAUAUCAAAGCCAUGCCACACGGAAGCAUUCAGUCACUCUCGGUGUGCGUUUUGGAGGACAUCCCGCUACCUUCAUGCCAGCAGCCAGGCACCACCAGCAGGGCCACCGUCAGGAUGACCUCCUGUUGCUUCCUCUCCUCUUCUUUCUCUUCACAACUGCCACCAUUAAAGAGCCAGCUUUCCAUUUUCCAGACACUUUCUCCAAUACUCUCUGCUGGCCUGGUAAGCCACAUGAAUACAUUCUGUCAUUGAGGGUUCCUUCAUGAGGCUCCUCUUCAUGGACGAUGGCUCGGGGUGGUAUCAGAGAAGCUGGAGAAGGGAAGCUCCUGGGUCCGUUGCUAGCCGCAGGCUCAUGAGUAGCCUGGGUCUGGGUUCCAUCUCUAUUUGGGAAGGGGUGCGGGUUAGAUCAGACACUGUAACAGGUCUACUACCCAAGGGCAGCAUCAACAGUGGCCGCACCAGAGCUGGCAAGAUGCCACUGCCUGGGGUCAUCCGUAUCACUCCCAGAAGCAGUCAACACAGUGUUUGGAGACACUUGGAAGAUUCAGGGCCAAGUGUGAGACAGGGAGUUUAGCUAAUUAAAGGCGACAGCAGGAGGAUGAACAUCUUUCCUUGGGUUUCCUUGAGACUGGAGAAAGAGGAGCCUGCUAUGGGAGGAGUUGGUUUAAUGACCAGGGAAGACUCCCUAGCUUGGGGAUUUGUUACCAGGUCUGUUUUGUCGCUGUCUGGGAAAGUUUGUAGCUAGGAAGGCAGAUCAAUGUUGACUGUUGGUGGGACUGUUUGACAUGCUGCUGCUGCCUCUUGAGGGAGGCUGUGUUGUUACUUCAUCCUGAGACGCAAGUGCUCAUGGACAUCUCCUUAGCUGCCUUGGUAGCGAACACCACCAUCAUCACUCAAUGGACCAAAACUGCCUUCAGCUAUUUGGCUUCCUCGUCACACAGAUGUAUUUUAGUUGACAGAAGUUCUGGCUCUCAGAUGUAAAAAGCCAUGCUAAGAAAUGAGCUGUAAAUGGUGAAGUCAGUGUGGACAACACUUAGUGUAAAAGUAUGUGUACGAUUUUCUCUUCUGUGUUCUAAAACUACCAUCAAGGGUUUGGGCCCCAGCGCUUACAAACCUCCCCUUCCUCUGUGCACCGUGUGACCAGCAAACUGAUCAUCUGGUUUUCCACCUGUAUCUUUCUACACAAGACCCCCCCCAUACACACAGUGUGUGUGCUUUCCCUGGGUGAAGAAGCACUGAGCCAUUUUAUUGCAGUUUGUACCCUGAGACUCUGAACAUACACUAAGGCAUCUGGUCGUUGACUGAAGACCUUUGGUGUUGAGGGGAACCCUGUGUCACCACCACUUCCCUUCCAGUGGGGACCAGUCACUUUGAGGGGACCCCUGUGUGUGUCACCACCACUUCCCUUCCGGUGGGGACCAGUCACUUUGAUACAGGAAUGAUUUUCAAGACAUGUAACACUUGGUACAUGAUGACGUAAGCCACGCAGAGCAGAUACGCUUUGUGCAUCAGUGGUAGGCAUUGCUCUUCAGUGCCUGGUAGAUGACUACCACUCUGCUCUCAUCCUACAGUGGUAUCCUCGGAGAUAGGGUUGUGGCUCCUGGUUUGUCUGAUCUCUAUACACUUUUGAGAGAGCUUUGUUCUGUCUCAGCAACAGCCCUGUCUUGCUCUGGGUACCACAUACUGGAACAGGUUCACAGAAAUCAGUGGGCAUUAAAGUCUCUGAGAGCCAAAUUCCCAGAGUGUAUGUAUCAUCACUUCGGGACAGAUCUAAUCACUGUGUCUGUUUCAGAAGCAGCCUGUUGGUGGGAAAACUUUCUUAAUAGCUUUCCAGACCCCUCCAGCUACCUCUUUCAACUUGUGUCUUUUUCAUUGCUUUCCUAACCUGGGAACACCCUUUUCCUUGCCCCAUCUUUUUCCUCCUGAGUUUUCAUGCAACCCUUUGUGUAGGGAAAUUGGUGACGACUUCACCCACUGCUCCGGCCUCAGUACACCUGAGAGGCAUGUGACAGUGAGGAGCCCAUCAUGCAGGGAAGCCAGUGACAGUGUCACUGAGGAAAAGGCCUCUUCCCAAGCCAUGAUGCUUUAGUCUCUCUGUAUGUGUGCAGCUGCUGGAGGGUGGGGGCUGCCUUUGCUAGCUCUGAGCAAGGCAGCUAUGGGACCUCUGGGUUUUUUUCUCAUGCCGACAUUUCCUGGGACCAGAGAAGUGGUCACCUCUCCUUUAAGGGUAGCUUGUAGAUACAUCCUGAGUGGUGCCAGUCACUGUCCUGACAUCCUGGUGAUGUGAACAACAUAGAUGGGGGGGCAAGAUUCAAGAACGUGUUGGUAGUGAAGCCUUGGCUCUAAGGGAAAGGACGUAGGGUUCAUAAGUGGCCGGGUUGCUUCCUGAUGAAUAUCAGGAAGGGUUGCUCUAGGGAGAAGGUGAAGACCUAAAGAGAUAUACUGUGCAGUUGCCAAAUGUUUGGUUAUGUAGCACACAUGCAACUUGGGAAGGGUAAGAAGGCUCCGGACUUAACUACAUACAGCCUCAUCCCAGGGCUCCUUAAUUCAUGAAAACUUGCCUUCAUGGAAGAGGGAACGUGAGCCAUGUCUUCCCAUAAGACAGUGUGAAUAAUCAUAAUUUCUCUUUGUUGGUGACAGAACAGACUUUUAAAUUGCUUAUAAGUGCUGGAUAAAAAUCUGGCAUUGACUAAGUCCCCGCCCUGCCCAAAGGCUGGGGCAGUGGUGGCUGCCAUCUCCCCAUCUCCCCUCAGGACAGUCUGGCUUGUGAUCAUCCUGAAGGGACAGCUCCUGAUUCUACUUUAUCCUCUGCCCGCUCAGCUGCUCAGCUCUCUAGACGCCAUCUUAGCCAGGGAAGCAGGGACUGUGUCCUGUCUAGCGAUCCAGGGUUCCUACCCUGAAGCUCAGGACUGGCUAGGGUCUCAGGCCCCUGGGUUUUCUUUAGUUUUUAAUGAGCAUCAGAGACACCAUUUCACAUGUGUCUGCCUGCGACUUCACCAGUGUCUCUGAAAGUCUUCUGCAAGAGUGACAGCACCUCCUCCUAGGACUUGUAAUUUAAUUUUUAUUUUUUUCCAAGACAGGGUUGUAGCUUUGGAGCCUGUUCUGGAACUAGUUCUUGUAGAACAGGCUGGUCUCGAACUCACAGAGAUCUGCUAGCCUUUGCCUCCUGAGUGCUGGAAUUAAAAAACCACCAUCCGGUUUAGUACUUUUAAUUUAACUGUGUCUGUAUGGGUGUUUGCCUACAUGUAUGUCUUUGUACCAUGUGCCUGAAGAGAGCAGAGGAGGACAUCAGAUCUGGAAUCAGGUUACAGAUAGUUGUGAACUUCCAUGUGGGUUCUCCUAACUGCUAACCCAUUUCCUCAGCCUCCAGGGGACUUAAACUGUGGGGUAGGGCCAGUUUGUCCCUCACCUCUCUCAUACUCUUCGAUUUCCAAGCCCCAUUCUCGUUGGACAUUCACAGACCCUACACUGGAUGGCCUCCGCCAUCUUGACUUUCUUUGGGUGGAAACCCUUUAGGCAGCCCUGGCUGGCAGGUGAGCACUCACCCAGGCUCCUGCCUGUUGUGCCUCAGCUUUGCCAGAACCUCUUCCUUCUGUCCUUCAGUUCUUCCCGCCAUUGCUCAAGUUCCCUCCCGAUGUGAUGGCGCCACCAGUUGAGGUGAGAGCCUCGAGUUGAACUGCUGCUGACGCCUCUUGGCAAAGGGUCAUGUUCCAACAGGACAUGUUGAGGAGAGACUAAGUAAUCUUAAGCUCCCAUGUUCGUUUGUAUUGAUCUACAUUCACUGUAAGCAGAAAAACACAUUUGCCAGGCAUUGGUGGUGCACACGCCUUUAAUCCCAGCACUUGGGAGGCAGAGGCAGGCAUAUCUCUGUGAGUUCGAUGCCAGCCUGGUCUACAGAGCAAGUGCCAGGAUAGGCUCCAAAGCUACACACACACAGAGAAACCCUGUCUUGAAAAACAAAACAAAACAAAAAUCACAUUCAAAAUUCAAAUUGAAGCAGAUUUUCUGCUAUGACUAUUUUUAAGUGAUCUUGGUGCCCCCCUCCAACACUCUUGCUCUGGGAGACAGGGUCUCACUCUGUAGACCAAGCUCGUCUUGAGCUGGCAGCUGUUUUCUUGCCUCCCAAGUGCUGGGGUUCCAAGCAUGUGCCACCAUCCCUGGCUUGCCCUUGAUCUCUCUGAACAUUAGUUAUAGGGAGCGGAUGGCUGUCUAGUUACAGUUUUUUCUUCAGUUACCCUUUUUGUGGCCAGAAAGGAGGAUAAUUUUCAUAAGCAGCGGAGGUAAGAAGUGACUAUCGCUGUUGGGAGUGUGCGAGAGGAAAGAAGUCUCUUUAGUAGCCUUCAGGAAUGAGUCAUCCAUGGCAUAAAGCUUUGAAGAGAUUGUGUGUGCAAUAGGGACAGAAUGGCUUUGGGUCCUGAAGAGAAGAGGAAUGGCGCCUUCCCCUAACCCACUUGCAGCACUGGUGAGUACACAGCUCUCUCCCUUUUGAAGCCCAGGAGCCAUCCACUGGCUUGGGCAUUGCUUAUCAGGCUUCAGGGCGACUUCUCCAGCAGGCUUUUACUUGUGGAAUAGUGUCGGCACCAGAAGCACCAACCUGAAUGUGCAAUUACUCCUUUUGUGAGAGAAGCCAAAAUCCUUCCUGUCCCUCUCCGCCUCUGUGAGAUGCUAAGCCGUUCUCUCGUCUCGUUUCUGUCACUGGUUAGAAGUGGCUGAUGGUAUCCGCUGGAGAGCAGGGCAACCUUCCCACGGAAGGGGGCAACUUGAGGUGCUGGUACAUUCCCUCAUUUGCUACAUUCUUCUCUCGAGUAGGUCUCAUGUAGAGACAGAUAUUUUUGUUUUAAAGAUUCUAAAGUCUAUAUUUUUAGUGUAGUAAGUGUACCCCCCUCCACACUCCAUGGCGUAAAAAGAACUGGGAAUAAAAUGUGUCAUUGUGAUUAUCCCAUAGCAAUGUGUGCUAGAAACAAGACCCCCCCCCCUUCUGGUUUGUCUGUGACAAGGGCAGGUAACUGUGACAAUGUGUCUCUUAGCCCUCUGCCUGCCCACAGUGUGUGCUCACCUCUUUGGGUGACAAAUAAAAUCUAUAUAAGCUGUUUA